GAAGAAAAUGGCAAAAGAAGACGAAAAUCUCGAUUUCGGGGGGGGCCCCGUUCAUCGUAAAUAGCAGAUCGAUCGCCCCCUUCUCGAUGGACCACCUCGUAGUCAACUUGCUGUUUAAGUCGGUCUGGUCUGUCUGUCUUUCUUUGCUUUUCCUCCGAUUAGACUGUCGAUUUGCUGGUACUAUUGAUUGCAAGCAAGAACCCUAGUUCCCCAUCUACACAUCCAACCAUGGUUCUGCAGGGCAAAUCAUCCAACGUCCCCCGGCAUGUUGAUCGGAAAGCCCUCUAUACCGAUCUUGGGGCACGAGUCCACUACUUGCAGCAGUUUCUAGAGUUCAGUGAGGAUGAUGUCGCCGCUCUCAACAAGGGAUCCAAGUACAUCAAGGCGCUGGCGCCUACCCUGGUCGAUAAAGUAUAUGCGAAGCUCCUCGAGAACGAUAUCACCGCUCGCGUCUUUCGCACACGCGACACAUCCCUGGAAGAUGAGGAGGAAACCACCUAUCCCACCUUCGAUAGCGCCUACAUUCAGCGCCGCCGGAUGUUCCUGCGCUGGUACAUGACCAAGCUUUGCUCGGACCCUACCAAGCCGGAAUUCUACGAGUACCUGAACAAAGUCGGGCGGAUGCACAUUGGCAAAGACCGCAUGCUCGCCUUCCACGUCGAAUAUAUCCACAUCGGCGUGUGUCUCGGGUACAUCCAGGAUAUCAUCCUCGAGGCAGUCUUCAGUCACCCACAGCUCACGCUCGCCUUCAAGUUGGCGCUGGUCAAGGCAUUGAGCAAGGUGAUCUGGAUUCAGAAUGAUCUCUUUGCCCGCUGGCAGGUCCGCGACGGCGAGGAGUUCGCGGAGGACGAGACUGAGUCGGUUCACGAAAACAAGGAGCAGCAUCACGAUGAUUCGGCCUCGUACAUCACUCGCUCCAACACCCAGCUCUCAGAGGCCCCGAGUAGUAUCUUCUCCGAUACCCGGUCAGUUGACACGACCACCAGCCAUUUCACCGCCACAAUGCACCCCCCAAGUUCAUCGCACUCCUCGCACUCGGCCUGCCCGUUCUCGGGCGGAUUCAAGCAGUCCUUCGAAACGAAGGUCUGGUCAGGGCCAGACGGGAAAAGAGGUCACUAACCGACCUCCGUUGUGGCAUUGAUGAAUUUCCUUUUUGGCUUAGGUAUAGGUAUAUAGGUAUAGAGGGAUUAGAGGUGUAGGAACAUGUGGGAUUCUUGGGAGGGUUGUGGGGGUGUCGGGAUUCUGGG
Molecule: messenger RNA, 1247 nt
Organism: Aspergillus brunneoviolaceus CBS 621.78
Lineage: Eukaryota; Fungi; Ascomycota; Eurotiomycetes; Eurotiales; Aspergillaceae
Product: protoglobin family protein
Exons: 3
Coding region: 229-1119 (296 amino acids)
Molecular function (GO): heme binding; oxygen binding
Source: RefSeq, a predicted model, not a curated record